Messenger RNA from Lates calcarifer (barramundi perch), 1682 nucleotides. RefSeq names its product zinc finger, HIT-type containing 3 (gene znhit3). Lineage: Eukaryota; Metazoa; Chordata; Actinopteri; Centropomidae. The record is from RefSeq and is a predicted model, not a curated record. The transcript has 5 exons. Gene Ontology annotation, cellular component: nucleus; pre-snoRNP complex. Gene Ontology annotation, molecular function: protein binding. The coding region runs from base 111 to 557 and encodes 148 amino acids. Gene Ontology annotation, biological process: snoRNA localization; box C/D snoRNP assembly; maturation of LSU-rRNA from tricistronic rRNA transcript (SSU-rRNA, 5.8S rRNA, LSU-rRNA).
CAAACUGGAAGCGACAUCAUUUAUUUCCUGUUCUUCACGUACAUUUGAUCAUCAGCUAGCACCAUCAAGUUGAGAAAUUAGUUGGUUGUUUAUUUUUUCUACCCGUCAGGAUGCAGAUAUGUAAUGUGUGCAGCGAACAGACACCAAAAUACAGAUGUCCAGCCUGCAAAAUACGAUACUGUUCACUUGGCUGCUACAAGCGACAUAAAGACACUUGCCUCCCUUUUGAACAGCCUACACCCACUGUUCCUGAAGUGAAGGAGGCUUUCAACACCGAGCCUUGGACUGUGGAGGAUCUUCUGCAUGAAGAUGACAUCAUUGACAAAGUGCCUCUGCAGAGGCUCCAGCUGUUAGGUCAGUCAAAGGAGCUCAGAGAUCUUCUUUGCAACCCCCAUCUGAGGCAGUUGUUGCGCUCUGUUGACAGUGCAGACAGCAAAGACGAUGCCAUGAAGGCUGCGAUGCAGGAGCCUCUGUUUGUUGAAUUUUCAGAUCAGUGUUUGAAAAUUGUAGAAGAUGAAGCAAAAUCAUUAACAUCGAAUAAAGAUGACGAUUUGUAAAGUUAUGCCUGAAUUAUUUUGUUUAUCAGAUCACUUUUUGAUAUCUUUGAAGAAAGUUUAUUUUUUUAUAUGAAAUGUCUUAGAAUAGGCCACGUUGUGCCAUGUAUGUUGUAGGGCUGCUAUCUUGUGCACUGUCACAUUACAUUAUGUGCGGUAUAUAGCUUUCAAAUAAAUGUUUAAACUGUUAAAAAGACAUUCCUGAGUCAACACUAAAUGAUUACAGUGAAAUGGAUGAUGACAUGCAGACAAAUGUUAAGUGGAAAGAAAAAUUUGUAAUAAUACUUUAUAAUACUGACAUUUAUUUCAGCAAAACAGUCAUUUAAAUAUUAACAAAAUUCAAGUUCUUGUACAUGGAUCUCUUAGUACCCCUGACAAAAAAGCAGAUUAAACAAAACAUGUUUAAGAGAGAGAAAGAGGAAAUUAUUCAGCGAGCUAAUGAAGAUACACUUGGAAUCAAAAGGGCCAAAUCUGUGGGUGAUGAGGAUAAACAUCAGUGUUGAGUUACAUGAAUUAUUUUUAAUAAAAUAUUUCAUGGCAAAAAGAAAAAUGAUUUGAAUGUUAAAAUGGUGAAUAUCAUAAAACUUGAUAUUAAUAAUCAAAAACAAUCAAGUUUCUUCUCCCACAUAAAACUAGUGUACUUUGGUAUGUUAUACAGUAUUAGCUUUGGACUGCAGCUGAUAAAAAUCAACAUAUAAAGUUAUUUAUUCAGACAUUUGGCUGAUGUGCAUAUCAUAAUAAUCCUUUAUCAAACAAAGCAGCAAUAUGAAUAAACCUGGGUUCAUCAUUUCCCUGUGUCACAUCAGUGAUGAGUUGGCUUGUUACUGAUUAUUUGUCCAUCUGUUGCAGUAUGUGAGCAGGUGUUUGGUUUUAAUGUGCAAUAUGUGCUUUACAUGUGCAAUACUUGCUUAAUCACCAUUUUCCCAACACCAACUACUGUCAAAAUAAAUGCAGGAUGUCAACAUCUGCAAUCAUAUGUGCAGCUGAAUCACUACUGUGUUUUUACACCCAAAAAUACAAAUAUAAAAUCACACAUAAAUAAUCACCUUUACAUAAAUACAUAUACUAACAAGCCCAUUUGUCAAUAGUAGUUUUUCUUUAAAGGCACUUGUCAAAGGCCCAAUACUU